CGGUUGCCGAUAUUUUCAGUUAUUAAUUUUGGUCACAUUGCAUUGCUAAAUUUAAUGUAUUUUAACAAUUCGCAUGAAAUUCAACAAAUUCUACACGUUUUCUAAGAAUAGUUACUACUAUUGGCCGAAAUAAGCAUUGUAAAUUGUUGUUGUCAAGUUAAGAGGCGGCGACAUGCUGGACAACGACACCAGUAACAACAACAACAACAACAACGGCGGUAAUCCACAAAACCUGCCACUCGGCGACCUGAAGUUUUCGCUUUCUGGGCAGGAUGGUGUCCGGAAAUAUGUGCCAGCACUGGACGAGCACUGGGUGCGCCGAGAGAAGCCCUUUGGCAGCUAUAUUUGCCUGAUGAGUUCGUAUGGCCGGCUGAAAUCUGGAGCCGCUUUGGAAGAGUGGACCUUUGCGGCGAACAACUGUCGGCAGGACAUGGAGUUCCUGCUAGGCUUAAGUCAGCACGAAUUCUGGUCGUAUAUGGUUUACGAUGAGUCGGCCAUGGCUGCCGUUGUGACAUUCCUGCAGCGCUCCAAUCCCUACUACAGACAGUCAGAGCCCAGCGAGGCGGAUAGCCAGGAGAGGGCAAGGGAGUUGCAAUCGGCCAAUGAACUUUACGGCCAGCUUCUCGAUCUUGUCGUGCGUCUGGUGCUGCGCCUCUCCACAUCCAAGGAGUCGGACUCGGAGUGGAUCAGCCCGCAGCAGCACAGUAGCCUGUUGUACAGCAACUACCUAAUUUCGGUGCCAAUGAUCUUUGAUCUGAUAAUUGCCGUUGGCGAUGCGGAGCCCUCGAAUAUGGAGCUGCUGCGCCAGAUCGUUGGAAAUGUGCUGCGUCUGCAGCCGGAGUACAGAAAGGACCUGAAGGAGGCGCUCCUCUUCUACGAAAGCGCCUUCCUUAGUAUGCAGAUUCAAGUGGAGAACGAGGGCUGUGAGGGCGCCGGCGGUGGCGCUCCAUUAGAUGCUGACCUGGAGACGCCCUACGACGAUGUCGUGCUCUUUGCAUUGGACUGUGCCUACACGCUGCGCAUGCUGCUUCUUCUUUGCCCGGAGCUGGUGGAGGUCAUCGAACAACUGCGACUGGUUCAAAGCAUUGCCAACUUUUAUGAUCUGACGGUGCCGAUGCUAUACAAGAACAUCUACAUUGUCAAUCCUCUAGCCAAUUCUCUUCGCUGGCUCAACGAGACUCGCCAGCAGUUCCUCUUCGACGUCCGUCGUGUGAUCACAGUUCAAUUGGCGGAGGGACGCGGCCAGCAACUGGUAGAACUGCUUCAGGAGUGCCUCUCGGCCCAGGCCUUUGUGGUAGACUACCAGCGGCAGUUUCCCCUGGAACAUGACAUGGACCUUCUACUGCAAAGGUGCCCGAAUAUAAAAAACUACAAGGUCGACUUUGUGAUAUCCGGCUAUCAAAAGGCUCUGAGUAGUUGUCCUAGCGGAAUCAUGGCCGAUGAUAUGGCCAGCAAUCUGGAUUCCGAGCUGGACGACGACGACGAAGACGAGGAGAACUCCUCGCCCAUUUCCACACUGGCCUCGCCGAAUGCAAAUGGAGCAACGCGGGACCUCGAUUUGGAGGUGGCCGCCGUGCUGGACGUGCUGCCCGAUCUAGGUAUUGGUUUCAUCCGUAGCCUGCUUACACGCUACGACAAUAGCGAGCAGGCUAUCGCCGCCAUUCUGGACGACAAUCUGCCGCCUGAUUUGGCGCAAAUGGACCGACAGAAGGAGUAUAUUCCGCCCGAUCCGCAAGACAAGCUCCAGCGUCAGACGGGCGUCCGUCACUACAAUGUCCACGAUGGCGACCGCUAUGAUGUGCUGACGCGCGAUCAGCCCGAGUGCGUAAUAAAGCAGGGCAAGGGCCUGCCGGGAGCUCCGCGCAACGCGGAGCAGUUGCUGGACGACAAGCGGGAUCUGGUGCAGCUGAAGCAGCGUUAUCAGGAGUACGCCUUGGUGGAAGAGACUCCGCUGGAGAACGGUGAAUAUGAUGACGAGUACGACGAUAGCUACGAGGCUCUGAACGAAGGUCAAGCACCGCCGAUUAGCCUCCUCCGGUCUAAGCUCCAAGCAACGGCUUCCAAUUCCGCCUAUGAGGCACAGGACCAGGAGGACGACGAUGAUGAGGGCGAGAGCAGUGUCAGCGGCUCAGACGCAGAGCCUGCGAAACGCAACGCAGCUGACUUCUGCGAGAAUCCCGAGGUGACACGGGCCCGUUACCAGCAACGUCAGCUGGCAAAAUACGGUCAUAGGAGUAGUGGCGGAGGCGGUGGGGGUGGACAACAGGCUGGCAGCUCCGUACUGGGCGCACCCAAGGGACAGGGACAAUCCCAACAGACACAGCGCAAUCGUGGACAAAAGGAGGCUCACAAAUCCUCGCGUGCUAAUCACAAUCGGAAGGCUGGAGCGGCCUUUAAGCGAAGCAAGGGUAUGAUGGGAUAAAAAGCAAAUCCAGCUGAAAGCUUAAUAAAAUAAAUGUAUUUAUACGUAGAAAAUGUGUACAUACACUUUUUAAAAUUA
Molecule: messenger RNA, 2500 nt
Organism: Drosophila serrata
Lineage: Eukaryota; Metazoa; Arthropoda; Insecta; Diptera; Drosophilidae
Product: activating signal cointegrator 1 complex subunit 2
Biological process (GO): regulation of DNA-templated transcription
Molecular function (GO): ubiquitin binding
Source: RefSeq, a predicted model, not a curated record